This is a messenger RNA of Aphidius gifuensis, 740 nucleotides long. RefSeq lists its product as uncharacterized. The record is from RefSeq and is a predicted model, not a curated record. Bases 305 to 673 code for a protein of 122 amino acids. The transcript is spliced from 3 exons. Lineage: Eukaryota; Metazoa; Arthropoda; Insecta; Hymenoptera; Braconidae.
UUAAUAUUUAUUUACAAAUCCAUUCUAACGUAAAAGCAAUUUAUCAAUAAUUUUAUUAUUUUUUUCAAAGGAUUAUUUCAGUAAACAAACUGAUCGUAUUGAUGAAGAUUUGAUUCCAAAUGGUACACUGUAUAAUUGCACUGAAUUUCCUGAUUUUAAUGUUUUCUAUGUACAAUCAAAGCCAAUUAAUACAGAAAGAAUUUAUCAUCAUUUGGCAUAUGAGUCAACACAUGGACAAAGAAAUAAACAGCCUGAUUUAUCAUGGGGUAAAUAUAAAAUUGAAGGAAAUAAUACGUAUCCAGAGAUGAAAAAAUAUACAUUGAAUCAAAUACGACACUCAUUUUGGACGUGGACUGGAAGAAUUUGUGAUAUUUGUUUGUGUUAUCUUGAUCAAAUAAAUAUGCCAAAUUCUAUUAGAAAAAUAAGUAUGGAACCGGUUGUGGCAUCAUCUGGAGCAAUUGUAACUGGAAUAAAAUGGAUUAUUGAAGAUGAUAUAUUAUGCCUGAAAAUACAAGAAGGAAAUUACAUUAAUGGAAGUAUUUAUAAUGAAAAUUUAAACUGGCUUGGUGCAGAAAAUAUUAAAGAUAAAAUAAUUCUAAAUGCAAAUUUACGUAGUUUUAGUUUGGAGGAUUUUAUUUUACCAGAAGGAUCACUUGUUGCUGGUUUGAUUUAAAUUACAUUUUUUUGUUUUAAAUAAAACUCGAUAAUAAUAAUUAUUUAAAUUCAUUUUAGGUGUUAAA